Acipenser ruthenus (sterlet) is the source of this 3660-nucleotide messenger RNA. Its product is annotated as integrator complex subunit 6-like. The transcript has 19 exons. Gene Ontology annotation, cellular component: integrator complex. Lineage: Eukaryota; Metazoa; Chordata; Actinopteri; Acipenseriformes; Acipenseridae. Gene Ontology annotation, biological process: snRNA 3'-end processing. The coding region runs from base 337 to 3051 and encodes 904 amino acids. The record is from RefSeq and is a predicted model, not a curated record.
ACCAGUGAGUGAGCUAGGAGCUUUCAGUAGAGGGAGAGCUAGAGUGAAAGUGGUGUAGGACUUUAUCAAAAACUUCUGUAAAACUACAGAACAAAACAAAAAAAAUCCCUUGUAAAUUAACAAUUUCCUCCCGGGUUUUGAGGGUUUUAAUUUUUUUUUUUUUUUUUUUUUUAAGCAAACGGGGACAGACCAUCAACAUUCACGCUUUUACACUUUUAGAGUGCAAUAUUUAUCUUUAAUGAAGCAGCAGCCAGGGGGUGGACAAAAGAACAUUUUGAUCUGUAGUUUGGUUGAUGCUCUUGUUCAGUCCAUGCAGUACGUGUCAUCACCAACACAAUGCCCGUUUUACUUUUCCUGAUAGACACGUCCGCUUCUAUGAACCAGCGCGCCCAUCUGGGCACUACCUAUCUGGACAUAGCUAAAGGGGCAGUUGAGACUUUUAUGAAGCUCAGAUCCCGAGAUCCGGCGAGCAGAGGAGACAGGUAUAUGCUGGUGACUUUUGAGGAGUUCCCCUCUGGAAUCAAGGCUGGAUGGAAAGAGAACCAUGCCACAUUUAUGCAUGAAUUGAAAAAUCUCCAGGCUGUAGGACUUACAACUGUUGGCCAAUCCCUAAGGACAGCUUUUGAUUUAUUAAAUCUAAAUAGAUUAGUUUCUGGAAUAGACAACUAUGGGCAGGGAAGAAAUCCUUUUUUCUUGGAGCCAUCAAUUAUUGUCACAAUCACUGAUGGGAGCAAGCUGACCAGUAACAGUGGAGUUCAGGAUGAGCUCCAUUUACCCCUCAGCACCCCUUUACCUGGAAGUGAAUUGACCAAGGAACCUUUCCGUUGGGAUCAGCGCCUGUUUGCUCUCGUCCUACGGAUCCCAGGCAACAUGGCUGUUGAGCCAGAGCAAAUGAUAGGUGUUCCUCAGGACGAUUCUGCCAUUACUCCAAUGUGUGAGGUCACAGGCGGUCGUUCAUACAGCGUCUGUUCACAGAGGAUGCUCAAUCAGUGUCUGGAGUCACUGGUGCAGAAAAUCCAGAGUGGAGUGGUAAUAAACUUUGAGAAAACAGGACCAGACCCGCCACCUAUAGAAGAUGGACCACCCGACACAUCCAAACCUGGACCCCAGGUUUGGCACAGCUGUCACAAACUCAUCUAUGUCCGACCCAACCCCAAAACAGGAGUUCCUAUUGGCCACUGGCCGAUCCCAGAGGCCUUCUGGCCUGAUCAGAACUCGCCAACUCUUCCGUCCCGUACUGCCCAUCCUCAGGUCCGCUUCUCCUGUAUCGACUCGGAGCCCAUGGUAAUCGACAAGCUUCCCUUCGAUAAAUAUGAACUUGAACCAUCACCUCUCACGCAAUACAUCCUGGAGAGGAAAUCGCCUCAUACGUGUUGGCAGGUUUUCGUCUGCAAUAGUGCAAAGUACAGCGACCUUGGCCAGCCAUUUGGUUAUUUGAAAGCCAGUACAGCUUUGAACUGUGUUAACAUGUUUGUGAUGCCAUACGACUUCCCUGUGCUCCUUCCUCUUCUGGAUGAUUUGUUCAAAGUUCACAAGCUAAAGCCAACUUUAAUGUGGAGGCAGUCAUUCGAAGUAUAUUUAAAGACGAUGCCGCCAUAUUAUAUUGGGCCUCUGAAGAAAGCUCUCCGGAUGAUGGGAGCACCUAAUCUAAUUGCAGAAAACAUGGAAUAUGGUUUAAGUUACAGUGUCGUUUCAUAUCUCAAAAAGCUAAGCCAGCAGGCGAAGGCUGAGUCUGAUCGAGUCAUUGCAUUGGUAGGUAAGAAGCCGGUUCAGGAGAAUGGGGUGCAGGUGAAGAACAAGGCCAGCACCCUGUCGCUGGCGCACUGCAAAGACUUCAAACAGCUCCUAAAGGGCAUCACCGGGGAGGCUCCGCAUGUCCUGCAGGAGCUCAACAUGAAGGAAUUCACUGGAUUCCAGAUCGGCAUCCUGAAUAAGGAUUUGAAGCCUCAGAGUUUUAGAAAUGCAUAUGACAUACCCAGAAGAAGUCUGUUGGAUCACUUGUCGAGAAUGAGAUUCAAUCUUUUAAAAGCCGCUCAAGGACUACUGAAGGGACAAGAUGAAGAUCAAUUGCACAGCAUUCCUAUAGCGCAGAUGGGGAAUUACCAAGAGUUCCUGAAGCUGUCACCUUCUCCCUUGCGAGAGGUCGACCCUGACCAGCCAAAACGACUGCACACAUUCGGAAAUCCCUUCAAACUGGACAAGAAGGGAAUGAUGAUUGACGAAGCAGACGAGUUUGUCUCAGGUCCCCAGAACAAGAGCAAGAGACCGGGAGACCCCAGCAUGCAAGGGGUGCCGAAAAGGAGAAGGUGCAUGUCUCCACUGCUAAGAGGGGGCCGGCCCCUCACUCCACCAGCUGUCAAUAACCACAUAGGGGGAAAGGGCCCCCCAUCCAUCCCUGUAACACUGGCACAUCCAAACCUUGUAAAACCCAUUCCUGUCUGUAAAGCCGUACAUCAACAACGAAGUUCAGAUGAAAUGUAUAUGGCACACUCUCCUGAAGAAAACUCUAAUGUGUUCACAGACGGUGUGGUUGAAAACCACAUAGGGAGCCAAUAUUCACUUGAAACUUUACCAGACCCUGUUCCAGACCUGAAUUCAGACACUGAUCCUUUCAACAUGAAGCAGCUUCCAGCAGGAGCGGAGAACCACAUAGGCGAGCUGGGAAACAACCGUUCAGGGGUCGAUGACCUUUAUACAGUGAGCCCCACGGGAACCCAUGAAGACAGCGAGGAGGGGGAGGCGUGUCUCAUGGAGGGUCUGCACCAAUCACGCAAAAUGAAAAAGCUGAACAACUCCAAGAGUGAAGAAAACAAUGCAGAGCUUAAAGUCCUCAUCACCAGAGAGAUCAGAAAACCAGGCAGAAGAUAUGAAAGAAUCUUUUAUUUCCUGGAACAAGUGCAAGGCAGUUUACACACAAGACUCCUAUUCCUGCAGAAUGUUAUCAAAGAAGCAGCAAGGUUUAAAAAGCGGGUGCUUAUAGAGCAACUGGAAGGGUUCUUGGAAGAAAUCCACUGCCGAUAUAAUCAGAUGAACCACGUGGAUAGCAUAUAAAUACACUGCUUUAACACUCUGGAUAUGAAUGCAUUCAAAAUAGAGUGCACUUGACUACAAAAGGCUGCUGCAAACUUGUUUGUGACACAGUAGUGUUCAUGUUCACUCCUACCUGCAUUGUGAGGCUGACCCAGAACUGAAAGUCAGAGAGAAGCAAAUGGUAAAGAAACCUGCCGUUCAAAAUGCACCAAUGACCAAACAAUAUUCUGCUCGUUUAUUUGCGGUUGUAGAACAUUUUAAACCCCAGUUUUAACCUCGGUGACGGUGUUAAUGAGGGUUAACACUUUUUUGUAAUAAUACUUUCGGACGUCUCCCUUAGUAAAAUAAACCUCCCAAGCUGUGGAAGUGGGGAGAACGCUUUGUCUUUUUAUGCUGGUUGUAGGCUACUGUCCAUCAGGUUUUACCUACUUGGCCAAACAUUGUGGAAUAUGUUUGGGGGGGAAGCACAUUACAUAAAGGUAUUUUGGAUAUAAUGUAUAAUUGUAAAUAAGCAUAUUUUGAAAAAAUAUUUAAAGAAAAUGCACUUUUUGUAAUUAUUUCCAUCAAUAAAGUUUCUAUUUUACACGGUGGAUGGUUAAUGUAAAUAAAAGCAAGAGGAUUUGAAAUUAA